AUCCACCGACGUCUCUGCGCUGAAGCGGACACAGUAAAAGUAAAGUCCCAAGAUUCCUGAAGAUCCUGUCUGUGGACUCGUACAUGGCAGUGAACCAUCAAAGUGAAAACUAAAACCAAGAACCCUCAGCCUCAGAGCAUUGCCCUCGUAGAUGCCGCUCGGUCUUCGUCUUUGCAAAUGGCUUGUUGUCUGAAGGACGAGCUCCUCUGUUCCAUCUGCCUCAGCAUCUACCAGGACCCCGUCAGCUUCGGCUGCGAGCACUACUUCUGCAGGAAGUGCAUCACCGAGCACUGGAGCAGGAAGGAGCUUCACGGAGUGCGAGACUGUCCCGAGUGCCGGAGGACCUUCGCCGACCCUCACCUCUCCCCGAGCCUCAAGUUGUCCAACAUAGUGGAGCGCUACUCGGCCUUCCCGCUGGACGCCAUCCUUAACGCCCAGAGGAGCUCCUAUCCCUGCAAGGACCACGAGAAGGUCAAGCUGUUCUGCCUCACCGACAAGAGUCUGGUGUGCUUCUUCUGCGACGAGCCGGCGCUACAUGAACAGCACCAAGUGACCACUAUUGACGAGGCUUACGAGGAGAUACAGAGGGAGAUGAAGGAGCAGCUGACCACCCUGCAGGACAGUGAGAAGGGACACACUGAGGCCCUGCAGCUCCUGCAGAGACAACUCACCGAGACCAAGUCCUCCGCCAAGAGUCUGCGUGCAACCAUCGGCGAUGCUUUCGAGAGGCUCCACCGCUUCCUGCGCGAGCGUCAGAAGACCAUGCUGGAGGAGCUGGAGAUGGACACAGCCCGCAAGCUUUCCGACAUCGAGCACAAGAUCCAGCGCUACAGUCAGCAGCUGCGUGACGUCAAGGAGGGCAUCCAGAUCCUGCAGGAGCGCCUCAACGAGUCCGAACGGCACGAUUUCCUGGAGGGAGUCGCCGUCACAUCUGAGAGGAUUAAAGGAAAGAUACAUGAGACCAAUCUGACGUACGAAGACUUCCCGACAUCCAAGUACAUGGGGCCCUUACAGUACACAAUAUGGAAAUCCCUCUUUCAGGACGUUUCACCAGUGCCAGCAGCGUUGACCCUCGAUCACAUCACAGCCCACCAAAGACUGAUCCUCUCAGAUGACUGUACCAUCGUGGCCUACGGGAAUCUCCAUCCGCAACCGCUGCAGGAUUCCCCGCGCCGCUUUGAUGUGGAAGUGUCUGUUCUUGGCGCUGAGGGCUUUGCCUCGGGUGUCCAUUACUGGGAGGUGAUGGUGUCGGAGAAGACCCAGUGGAUGAUUGGUGUGGCCAACGAGACGGUCAGUCGCAAGGGCAGCAUCCAGAUCCAGCCCACCCGUGGCUUCUACUGCAUUGUCAUGCACGACGGGAACCAGUACAGUGCCUGCACCGAGCCCUGGACCCGUCUCAACGUCAAGAGCAAGCUGGAGAAGGUGGGCGUGUACUUGGACUACCCGAAAGGCCUGCUCAUCUUUUACAAUGCAGACGACAUGUCCUGGCUCUACACCUACCGAGAUAAAUUCCCCACCAAGGUCUUCCCCUAUUUCAGCCCCGGCCAAAGCCACGCUAACGGCAAGAAUGUGCAACCGUUACGAAUCAACACUGUUCGCCUAUAGGAGCGACACACUUGUGAUUGUCCUCAGAGAUGUUUCCAUCCUGAACUUGCAGGACUUGUGUAGGAAAAAAGUUUAAGAAGUGUUUAAUUGGGUGUUUGACAUGUUUAUUCCUUUAAGUUCUGUGUUAAGAAUUGUGCUUGAUGUUGCUCUUAAAACCCACGCUGUUGUUUUCUUUGUGACUUGAAACGACUGUACGGUAAAGGCCUGCAUUUGAGCCUCAUUCCACAUCUUUCAUUGAAAAGGUGACAUGAAAUGGUGAGAGAAAGGGGCCCCUGGGCUCCUCUGGGGUCUGUGGCAGCGUGUUUAAAAACAAGUGAUUUCCACUCUUACCGUGGCUGUCCCAGGCCCGACUUGCACACUCCCAGGGGGCACCACUCCCCUUAUCUAGCUCCAGGCUCGUCAGAGUUGAAGUCCCCUCUCUGUCCAGGCACCCGUCUUCUCUGUGCUGUACAGUUGGCUUUGCUUUGUUUGUGGAAUGUGAUUGACAGUAGUCUGCUCUUUUUUCCUAUCUUUGCCUUUUGUUUGGCGUUCGCCCUGAACUUGUCAAGUCUGUCUGCACUUUUUUUUACUUCCAUCCGAGACGAUGAUCUAUGAUGCAUUCACAUGUGUCUGUUCUUUCAUUCUAUGUGCACCAGCGGCUCUCCAUAUCACCUAACACAUAUCAUAUGAAUGAUAAAGUAGUUCAUAGGCUGCCCACCCCUGACCCUGUCUCAGUCCUACCCACACGUGAUGGUAAGGUACGUUUGGAGGUGGUUCAGAAAUGUGCUGCUAUUGAAUAAGUUCUUAAAUAUUUGUACAUAUUGUAACAAUGGUGAAAAGGAUUAAGUCUAUCUUCAUGCUGGCUCAUGUUUAAGUUUCCCCUUUUUGCCCAGAACCCACAUUCUAUUCCGACACUUAUCCUUUUUUUUUUUUUGUUCACUUAAAUGAUAAAUUUAAGCAAUUUUCUGCCACCAGCCUUUAAUGUUUGAUCAUUUAAUCUUUGACUCAAAAGAAUACUAAAUACUCAUCGUCUGGGUAUUUGAGGCAGAGACCCCUGGUUGUAAGAUUCUGAAACGUUAAAGAUCAAAUAUUGCUUUAAAAAAAAGCUGCAGAGACCAACUGUUCACUAUUAUUUCAAAUCAUUUCAUUUGUCUUAAUGUCAUAUGGCUGUCUGUUUUACGAUGUGGCAAUUUUCAGUGAACAGUUGGAUGGAGGAAUGGACUGUUGGUUGGAUGAAUGGUUGAUGGACUUUAUCCCGACUGUGUAAUCCUGGGAUUCCCGUGGCUGUUGCUACGUUACAUAAUGAUCAAAUAGCUGAUAAUUCCUCUGUGGCUCACUCAUGUUUAUUUCUCUCCCCCCCACAGCCCUCAAACGCUCUUGUUUGUCAUCAUUUGUAAACAAGUCCUGCAGAAUCUGCCCUAAGAGGCUCCUGUCCCUCAGCCAAAUCCAGCAUACUGAGAGAUAUAUGUGUGUGUGUGUGUGUCUUUGGGGGUCUGUGGGUGGGCGUGUGCACAGUGUGUUUGAGUUGCCAGCUUCAACUGUUAUUUUUAAAUCCCUCAGCAUAUACCCAUGAAGUGGCCAAAAAUACUUCUGAAAUGCUGAAAUCAGAUUGAAUUUAACACAUUUUCUGAAUGAACAGUCACCUUUCCUUCGCCACUGUACAUCUUUACAUUAUGUGUAUGUAUAGUCUGUGUUGUCCACUUUAAAGAAAAUUGGGCAGUGCCCUCGUUUCUGUAGGAUCUUAUUCCGGUAUGUGCAGUAUGAUGCAAACUGGGGUCAAACUGUGAGCAUGUGCAAAGGAUUUCAGGUCUUUGCUUUAACUUGCACAGAUCUGCAAGAGCCCUUGAGUUGCUUAGGAAAGAAGUAACAUGCUGAGUAAAACUGGUGAGUUACUGGGAAUUACUCAGCAAAUCUGUCCAUUUCAGUUGGUUAGGAUUUAUUUAUGAAUGUGGGGUUUAGACAAUCAGGACACUGUUCUGUUAUUUUAUCCUUGAUCAAUCUGUUGUGAUCUAAAAUGUUGUUUGAAAGUAAUUUCCAACCAGCUGGGCUCAUGCAGGUUAGAACACAUUUUGACGCCAGUUUUCUGUGUUGCAGACCUUAGUGUGGUCGGCUUCAUCAAGAUUUUAUGUUUUAAUAUCAAGAAGGAGAUUAUUGUGAGAUGGUGGCGGGUUACUGGUGCUGCAGGUGGGUAAAAUGAUUUUGAUGAUGGUAAUUAUAUAUGAUUGAAAUGAUGAUUGUGUCUUUUGAUGAUGGCCGCUGGGCACCCAUCAUCGUGUGAACACACUCUGGUGUGCUUCUGCUGCUGGAGGUUUGUGGGAAAUGUUUUGAUGUACAAUAAAUUACUGAGAAACUC
This is a messenger RNA of Limanda limanda (common dab), 3937 nucleotides long. RefSeq names its product tripartite motif containing 62, tandem duplicate 1 (gene trim62.1). Gene Ontology annotation, molecular function: zinc ion binding; protein binding. NCBI's taxonomy places the organism in Eukaryota, Metazoa, Chordata, Actinopteri, Pleuronectiformes, Pleuronectidae. The coding region runs from base 178 to 1605 and encodes 475 amino acids. The record is from RefSeq and is a predicted model, not a curated record. Gene Ontology annotation, biological process: positive regulation of canonical NF-kappaB signal transduction; innate immune response. The transcript is spliced from 6 exons.